AUGACAACAGGCUACACCUGUGCCCAGUGCCUUCAGGUACUCCGUCAAGGCGUGCGGGUAUCAACCCAUACACCCGCUCGCCUGCAAAGUCUAUCCCACGCCCGCCGAAGAUGCGCAAUCAGCCCAUCCUGGACUCGCAGCUUUGGCUCCGAGCGCAGCAACAACAACCGCCCACUCGGAGCAAACGCUUUCGAGCAGACUAAGAAUGUAUCCGCAAAGUCCCAAUCUCCCACGCUGUCCCAGAAAGCCUCCGCCUCAACCUCCACCGGCCCCUCAGUCGACACGCGAGCCCUGCUAAAAUCCGACAACCUAUUCCACUCCUUCUCGAACUCGCCCUCGCCAGCAAUCCGCCAGCGAGCAGCCUUCAUUAAACAAAACGCCUUCUGCCCACACCCAGAUCACGCACAGACCCGAGCCCCCGUCUCGCCGCACGAUCCCGAAUCGCGAAAGGCCCAAACGGCCGGAGAAUCCACCAGUCUGCCCCCAGCACACUCGCACUUCGAGUGUCCCGACUGCGGCGUGCCGGUCUACUGCUCCGAGGGCCACUGGAUGGACGAUUUCGAAGCACACCUCGAAAUUUGUGACACGCUCCGCCAGAUCAAUGAAGAUGACCACGAUCUCCAGUCUGGCCGCUUCUUCCCGGAAUUCAAUUACCCCGGCGUGCAGGAUGAUAACUACGUCGUUAACAUGACGAACUGGGAUACGCUCAUGUAUACGCGCGAAUUUGACGCCGUGAACGACGAUCGCUCCAUGCGCCAGGUCACCCGCAUGCUCACCUACCCGCAGACCAUUGCCAGUGUCUUGCACGAGCUCAGUCCGUACAGCAUCCGCGGCAAGGACCGCCUGACGCCUGAGGGCUUGAAGAGUGUUUCCGGUAUACCCUCCGCUACUCCCUCCACCCACCCCGAACAGGCGAAGACAUCGACCUCAAAGGCCUCCGCCUCAAAGCCCCCCCCAAUCCGAAUCUUCAUCCUCGGCGCCCGCGCCGAGUCCUCCCUCCCCCGCGACGUCUGGCUCCAACUCCAAUACAUGUUCCCGCGCUCCCUAAUCCACCUCGUCUUCAUCGGACCAGAGAGCAUGUCAAACCGAGACGCGGAGUUCCCGCUCCCCGAACGCACACCCGCCAACCCCUUCGGCGGAAUCGUCGAGGACCGUCUCGGCGGCCAGAUGAAGAUCACCACGUACGUCGAUUACUUCCACACCAUGUAUCAGGCGCAGUAUUUCCAGCCCUUCGACCCGUACCUGGAUGUAUUUAUGCUCUUCCACCCUGGCCUGGGCCACCCGGCCUCGUCGCAUGAGUGGGAAGAGACGCUGCCGCAGUUGCUGGAGACGAAGGUGCCCAUCCUUUGUACCGGGUAUACGCAGUGGGACAUGGAGCGGGAUAUCAAGUGGGUGGGUGAGAAGUGUAAGGGUGAGUUUGACAUGUUGCUUGAGCCUGGCGAGAACAUUUUCCGCAGUUUGAGGUGGGAUCUGAAUGAUAUGGAUCCUCACGAUAUUUCGUGCGGGAAUUGGGGGUUGUGGGGGUUCCGGGGGAAGAGAUAUGAGGCUGCGAUGAGUGAGAAGGAGUAG
Messenger RNA from Penicillium manginii, 1569 nucleotides. RefSeq names its product putative mRNA processing protein (Mss51). Bases 1 to 1569 code for a protein of 522 amino acids. NCBI's taxonomy places the organism in Eukaryota, Fungi, Ascomycota, Eurotiomycetes, Eurotiales, Aspergillaceae. The record is from RefSeq and is a predicted model, not a curated record. Gene Ontology annotation, biological process: mitochondrial respiratory chain complex IV assembly. The transcript has 2 exons. Gene Ontology annotation, cellular component: extrinsic component of mitochondrial inner membrane.